AUGAGGCAAGACUUCUGCCGCCCUUUCCAUACACAAUUUAGUCAGGCAUUAACCGAUAUGCAGGCUGUCUGUUUGGAUAUCGACGACCCAGAUUGGCAACCGUUGGAAAACAAUGUCAAAUUAAAGCCCUCAGAAAACACAGUCUUCGUCGUCGUCGAUGCCAGGAACAAGAAAGGUGCGAUUUUUGUCCACGAGUCGGAGAGCAAUGAGUAUGUCGGAGGUUUUGGAAUCGAUGAGCUAGGGAAUGUGGUAAUUAUCCCUUGGGAUCAUGGCUGGUUUUACUACACCACCGGCUGUCUCCGGGUAGGGUAUAUGGUGAAGUUGGAGGAUUAG
Messenger RNA from Paracoccidioides brasiliensis Pb18, 333 nucleotides. RefSeq lists its product as uncharacterized. The coding region runs from base 1 to 333 and encodes 110 amino acids. The transcript has a single exon. The record is from RefSeq and is a predicted model, not a curated record.